This is a messenger RNA of Colletotrichum truncatum, 2247 nucleotides long. Its product is annotated as oligosaccharyl transferase stt3 subunit. Gene Ontology annotation, cellular component: membrane. Gene Ontology annotation, biological process: post-translational protein modification. NCBI's taxonomy places the organism in Eukaryota, Fungi, Ascomycota, Sordariomycetes, Glomerellales, Glomerellaceae. Gene Ontology annotation, molecular function: dolichyl-diphosphooligosaccharide-protein glycotransferase activity. The record is from RefSeq and is a predicted model, not a curated record.
AUGUCGGCCCAACCUCUGGAAGCCCUCUCUGGAGGCAGCGCGCAGAACACAAGAAUUCUUCUCAGAGUCAUUAUCCUGGGCUUGAUUGCAGCUGCCGCUGUUGCAAGCCGUCUUUUCUCUGUCAUUCGCUUUGAGAGUAUUAUUCACGAAUUCGACCCCUGGUUUAACUUCAGAGCGACUAAAUAUCUCGUGGCCAAUGGGUUCUACAAGUUCUGGGAUUGGUUUGAUGAUCGCACAUGGCAUCCUCUCGGUCGGGUUACUGGAGGAACCCUUUACCCUGGUCUGAUGGUGACCAGCGGCGCCAUCUACCAUGCACUUCGAGCUCUUACCGUCCCCGUCGAUAUCCGCAACAUCUGUGUUCUUCUCGCACCAGCUUUCUCCGGCCUCACGGCGUUUGCUGCAUAUCUACUGACGAAUGAGAUGACUACAUCACCAUCGGCCGGUCUCCUUGCUGCUGCUUUUAUGGGCAUUUCUCCCGGCUACAUUUCUCGAUCUGUUGCUGGCAGUUACGAUAACGAGGCCAUCGCCAUCUUCCUUUUGGUAUUUACCUUCUACUUGUGGAUCAAGGCACUGAAGCUGGGCUCCAUGCUUUGGGGAGCUCUUUGCGCCCUUUUCUACGGCUACAUGGUUGCCUCCUGGGGUGGUUAUGCCUUCAUCACCUGCAUGCUUCCUUUGCAUGCGUUGACCUUGGUUUGCAUGGGCCGUUACAGCACCCGUCUCUAUGUCAGCUACACUACAUGGUACGCCUUGGGAACCCUGGCAAGCAUGCAGAUUCCCUUUGUCGGCUUCCUGCCCGUUAAGACGAGCGAGCACAUGCCAGCCCUCGGUAUGUUUGGUUUCUUGCAGCUGAUCGCAUUCAUCGACUACGUCCGAAGCGCUAUCCCCAGUCGCCAAUUUCAGACCUUUUUGUACACCUUCCUGGCUGCGACCUUCGGCCUUGCGUUGGCUGGCUUGGUGGCUUUGACCUCGCUCGGCUACAUCGCUCCUUGGGGUGGCCGUUUCUACUCCCUCUGGGAUACCGGAUAUGCCAAGAUUCACAUCCCUAUCAUUGCCUCUGUCUCCGAGCACCAGCCUACUGCCUGGCCUGCUUUUUUCUUCGACCUUAAUCUUCUCGUAUGGCUUUUCCCCGCCGGUGUCUACCUGCUUUUCCAGGACCUCAAGGAUGAGCACGUCUUUGUCAUCGUCUAUGCGCUCUUCGGAAGUUACUUCGCUGGUGUUAUGGUGCGGUUGAUGCUUACUCUGACACCCAUUGUGUGUGUUGCCGCGGCUAUCGCAGCCUCGCAGAUCCUGGAUACAUACAUGGUCGCCAAGUCGCCCAACCCUGAAGACCACCAGGCGGCUGAAGCUGUUGAGGCCACUUCCAAGAAGGCUAAGCAAGGAGGGUUGAAGUCUACCAGCAAACCCCUCAUCGGAAUUUACACAUUCCUGUCCAAGGGCCUUGUUGUUGGCGGCAUGUCUAUAUUCCUGCUGCUCUUCGUUCUCCACUGCACCUGGGUUACGUCCAACGCCUAUUCUUCUCCCUCCGUUGUCCUCGCCAGCAGAAUGCCUGAUGGAAGCCAGCAUAUUAUUGACGACUACCGCGAGGCCUAUCAGUGGCUGCGUCAGAACACCAAGGAGGACGCCAAGAUUAUGUCAUGGUGGGAUUACGGCUACCAGAUUGGUGGUAUGGCGGAUCGCCCUACUCUGGUCGACAACAACACCUGGAACAACACGCACAUUGCCACCGUUGGCAAGGCGAUGAGCUCUCGUGAGGAAGUCAGCUACCCUAUCAUGCGCCAGCACGAGGUCGACUACGUCCUUGUUGUCUUUGGUGGUCUUCUAGGCUACUCCGGUGACGACAUCAACAAGUUCUUGUGGAUGGUUCGUAUUGCCGAGGGCAUUUGGCCUGAGGAAGUCCAAGAGCGCAAGUUCUUCACUCCCCGCGGCGAGUACAGAGUCGAUGAGGGUGCUACCGACACCAUGAAGAACAGUUUGAUGUAUAAAAUGUCCUACUACAACUACAACUCGCUUUUCCCCCAAGGUCAGGCCCAGGACCGUGUCCGUGGCGUUCGCCUUCCUGACGUUGGCCCCACCCUUGACACCCUGGACGAGGCUUUCACCAGUGAGAACUGGAUCAUCCGUAUCUACAAGGUCAAGGACCUUGACAAUGUGGGUCGUGACCACGCAGCUGCUUCUGCCUUUGAAAGGGGCCAGAAGAGGAAGGCGCUCAAGAAGAAGCGCGGCCCCAGAGUCCUCAGAGUGGACUAA